UAAUAAUUCUACCAUUUUCUUAUUUGAACAUCUUUCUAAAGGCAAUGUUAAUUCAACUAAUUUAACGAUCAAUACUUUUAAUACAAUAACUCAAAUGUGGACCAAUCCAAACAUAUCCGGAAAUCUACCACAACCUAGGCAGGAGAUGGUGGCUGUUGUUGAUAAAGCUGGUAAAAUAUAUAUUUCUUGUGGAUACGAACCGUUUGUGACUCAAAAAACUCAUAAUGACACGUAUAUAUUGGACUCUAUGAGCUUAACUUGGUAUAAUGGUCCUCCUGCUCCAGUUAGUAGAUCAGAUUAUACUGCCACGCUUUUAUCAAAUGGGGUUAUUGUAUAUAUAGGAGGAACAAAUGAUGACGGUGCACAAGAAAUUAAAAUGAAUAACAUUACAAUUUAUAAUACUAAUAAUGGAUCUUGGAGUACAAUGAUCGCGUCUGGUGAUUAUAUUAGUGACCGACAAUCUCAUUCUGCAGUACUAAGCAAAGAUGGAUUCAUAAUUAUUUAUGGAGGUGGUGCCAGCAUUUCAGUUGGUAAAUUUGAUAUAACAACUAAUCCUAAUAAUAAAAUUUACUUGAUGGACACUUCUAACUAUACAUGGGUUUCAUCAAUACCAACUACCACAACAGCGACUGAUGUGCCAACUACUACCAUAUCAAUACCAAAAUCAACAAAUGUCAUUUCACCUGUAUCUAAUUCUUCUAGUACUCCAUUAAUCCCGGUAUUAUGCAGCUCACUUAGCUCUGUUGUCAUUAUU
This is a messenger RNA of Dentiscutata heterogama, 754 nucleotides long. The record is from the annotation of a GenBank genome assembly. Lineage: Eukaryota; Fungi; Glomeromycota; Glomeromycetes; Diversisporales; Gigasporaceae.